Messenger RNA from Rotaria sp. Silwood2, 2313 nucleotides. NCBI's taxonomy places the organism in Eukaryota, Metazoa, Rotifera, Eurotatoria, Philodinida, Philodinidae. The record is from the annotation of a GenBank genome assembly.
AUGUCUUCACAUGAAUAUAGUCUGCAUUUUCUUGUUAAUGAACUUGUACGAACAUUAAAUGUUAAUUUAAAAGGAAUACGACUUGCACCUGAAGAUAUUGUUGAUUAUUUUAGUAAACCUACAACUCGACAAGCAAAUACUUAUACACCUGCUGAAUUAUCUGAUGCUAAACGAAAAUUAUAUUCAAAUUCUUUAUCAGCAAAUGAAUUUGUUGAACUUUAUGAUAGUUUAAAAGCACGACAUGUUCGAGAUUUGGAUUCAAUUGUAAUGAUUCUUUCUAGUAUUGUCGAUAAUUCUGAGAUACAAGAUUUACUCAAACCUUCACGUUCAAAAUCAACAACAAUGACAAGUCCUCAACAAAAACGUCUUAAUAAUCAACCACGAACAACAACAACAAGUCCAACAUCAACAAUUAGUAAAGUUCAUUCUCCACAUGUUCUUGCUGAAAUGAAAGAUACAUUACUUCGACCAACAACAGCAACAAUAUCACAAGCUGGAUCAAUUAUGUCUGAAAAUGAUAUUCGUCGUCGAAUAUUAACACCAUCAUCAUCAACAGAAUUUCUUGGACGACCAGCAUGGUUUAAUGAACGAUUACGACUUAUAUGGGAUUUUUAUCCCACACCGGAAAAAUUUGAACCAGAUGUUGCUAUUGGACGUUUGUCAGUUAUAGAACAAGAAGCAAUUAUUGUUGAAGAUCUUCUUUUAUGUAUGCUAGGUAUUGAAGGAAAAUUUAUAAAAACACCAUCAUUAACAGAUAAACAAGCUCAACGUUCAUUUCAUAUUGAUCGAUCAUUAGAUCAAACUUUAAGAGAUUUAGCCCGACGAAUGGUACCAUUAUGUUCUAAUCAUUCAUUAAUUGUACGAUUUAUUGAAGAUCGUUCACAAUAUAAAUAUGGUUUAAUUAAUCAUGCUCUUGCUGGAGCAUUGAGAGAAGUUGUUCAAAGAUAUUAUGUUUUUGUUAGUCAACUUGAAACACAACAACAGCAAGGUCAAUUAACAUUACAAACAUUAUGGUUUCAUACAGAGCCUGUUAUGGAAAUGAUGGAAAUCAUAGCGAAUAUUGUUAGAACAUUAAAUAAGGGCAAUACAACAGGUCGUGCUGUACUCGACCUACUUCAUGAACAAACUCUUAAAUUAUCCGGUCAUAAACAAGCUUAUGGUAUUUGUUUUUUUCUUGCAAAAUCUGCCUAUAAACCUUAUUUAACUAUGCUUGAAACAUGGAUACAUAAUGGUAUAAUUGAUGAUCCUUAUGGUGAAUUUAUGGUACAAGAAAAUAAAGAUAUUAUACAUCAUGAAAGUAGUCUUGAACAAGAAUUUAAUGAUAAAUUUUGGUCACGUCGUUAUUUAUUACAACGUAAUAAUACACCAAUAUUAUUUCAAUCAUCAUCUGAUAUGAUAUUAAAUACUGGUAAAUAUUUAAAUGCAAUACGUGAAAGUGCAUUUGAUUAUAAUGAUGAUAUAAAUAUUGAUAUGUCAACAUCAAUAUUACGUAUUGAUAAACAAUUAUUAAUGAAUAAUCAUAAAAAAUUAGAAUAUACUAUACGUGAAAAAGAUCUUGAUGAAACAAUUGAAGAAGCUUAUAAAUAUUCAAGUCAAAUAUUAUUAGAUUUAAUAUUAAAUAAAUAUCAUUUAAUUGAACGUUUUCAAACAUUAAAACAUUAUUUUUUAAUUGAUAAAGGUGAUUAUAUUGUACAAUUUAUGGAUUCAGCUGAAGAUGAAUUAACAAAACGUGCACGUGAUAUAGAUGAAAAUAAAAUUCAAUCAUUACUUGAUGUAUCAUUAGCUAUAACAUCUGAUGAUCAAUAUAAAGAUGAUGUAAGAACAAAAAUGUUUCAUUAUGAUUUAAUAUCAAUGCUUGAACGUGUACUUAAUAUUGAAUCAUCAACAAAUAUAAAUGAAACAAUGGAAAUAAAAUUAACUGGUUUAGAAUCAUUUUCACUUGAUUAUGAUGUUAAAUGGCCAAUAUCAUUAGUUAUUAAUAGAAAUUGUUUAACAAGAUAUCAAAUGUUAUUUAGAUUUUUAUUUUAUAUUAAAUAUAUUGAACGUUUAUUAUGUAAUGUAUGGCGUGCACAUAAAAAUGGUGGUCGAAGACGACGACGACGUGCACGUGAUAGAAAACAUUUUGUUACAAAACCAAAUGGUGCUGCUUAUUUAAGACAUAAAAUGCUUCAUUUUGUACAAAAUCUUUUAUAUUAUAUGAGUUUUGAAGUUAUUGAAUCACAUUGGCAUACAUUUGAAAAUAAUUUAAAAAAGGUAUUUAAAAUAAAAGAUUUUUCUUUAGGAUAUACAAUGCAUCUUAAAAAUUUUGCAUGA